Molecule: messenger RNA, 225 nt
Organism: Effrenium voratum
Lineage: Eukaryota; Dinophyceae; Suessiales; Symbiodiniaceae
Source: the annotation of a GenBank genome assembly
AUGAUGAACGGCCUCUUUGCAAUUGACGCCGAUGAGCUACGGGUGCUGGGCGCGGGCACGUCGAUGGCCAACUGGCGGGAGGUGGCCACCAAUGAGACCCAAAGGGCACUGGAGUACAUCCGCUCAGAGCUGGGCUCCUUGGGCGCGUCGGUGAGCAUCGAGCACCUGCGCUGGGCGUACCUGGCGGGACCCAGGGUGGACGACCCGCGGGGCAUCCAGACGUAG